Molecule: messenger RNA, 636 nt
Organism: Macrobrachium nipponense
Lineage: Eukaryota; Metazoa; Arthropoda; Malacostraca; Decapoda; Palaemonidae
Exons: 2
Coding region: 223-636 (137 amino acids)
Source: RefSeq, a predicted model, not a curated record
UUUUAACCCGUUUUGUACUGGCGUGACAUAUAUGUUACGUAGAACAUAUGUUCAGUUAACUUACACCACACGUUUACAUGUUGAAACUUGUUUCAUGAUAGGUCCUGUGUGUGAGAGCUAAUACAUGUAUCUACUUGCAUACAAGUUUUUACAGGAAUAGAAGUUCAUUCAAGGGAGUGACACCGUUCUGUGCAUAAGUGCCGUUUUUGCUCCGGUGUGAAAAUGAGUUCAGGCAAAAAGUCUCUGACUGUCAAUGAACUACUAGCAGAGUUAGAAAAAGAAGAUAUUGCUGCAGAUGUUUUUAUUGAGCCUGCUGAUGAUGGUCUGACUGACGAAGAUUCUGCUGAUGAAGAUCAAGGUGGUCUAAUUGAUAAUCUCUCUGGUAAACAAUUAGAUGCUGCAGGUGAAGCAGCUCUUCCAAAUGGAGUUCGGCUUGGAAAUUUAGGAGAGGACUUGGAGAACUAUGAUGACUCUAGUUAUUGCUUCAAAACUCCAAAGGGUGGGGGACUAGAAAGGCAACAUUUUCUUCACCAAAACCAAUUUUUCCUGAGGCGAAUUACAGUCAAUACCGGAACUUAUCACCAUGUGAAUUAUUCCGAAUUGUUUUUUGAUGAGGAAGUUUUCAGAUUGAAAUAG